AUGGCUGGAAUAGUAAAGUAUACCGAGGAAGAAUUACGCGGUUACAGUGUUGCUGCUGUUGUUCCGGAGGGAAUAGAUUUGACUGGUUUCGCCGAAAUCGUCAGAUCUGACAAGUUCGAAGGUGAAGAACUAGUUACUCGUCCAAACCUAAGAAAGACCAAGCACCGUGAAACCAAGCAGACUGAUGCGGAUGGAUGGACCGUGACAGUUCCAGCUCCAAAAGGCGGAAGAAGGUUAUCUGGUCAAGGAGAAGAGGGUGCCAGAGAACAGAUUAGAGAGUCCAAGGACCAUGCGCUCAAGGUGAAGACUAACAGCAAGAACAUCUCAUCCAAGCCUGCCGAUCUUAGGGACGCCAUCGCAGAAAAGCAAACCAUUACAUUCAAUGCAUUCGAUGCUUUGGGUGAUGAAGAAGAUUGA
Messenger RNA from Kuraishia capsulata CBS 1993, 417 nucleotides. RefSeq lists its product as uncharacterized. Lineage: Eukaryota; Fungi; Ascomycota; Pichiomycetes; Pichiales; Pichiaceae. The record is from RefSeq and is a predicted model, not a curated record. Bases 1 to 417 code for a protein of 138 amino acids. Gene Ontology annotation, biological process: negative regulation of translation; translational initiation. The transcript has 2 exons.